AUGGGGAGCCUAGAGCUUUUCUCGCUUCUCCCCUUCCUAUUGUUCGCCCUUGUCGCCGCCGGGGAAAUCGAAGAGCUCAACACGUACGUCGUCCACGUUCAGCCCAAGGAGAACCACGUGUUCGGCACACCCAGCGACCGGAAGGAGUGGCACCAGUCCUUCCUCCCCGACAAUGACCGUCUCGUCCACUCCUACCACCACGUCGCGAGCGGCUUCGCGGCGCGGCUGACGCGGCGGGAGCUCGACGCCGUCUCCGCCAUGCCCGGGUUCGUCGCCGCGGUGCCGGACGUGAUCUACCGCCUGCGGACCACGCACACCCCGCGGUUCCUCGGGUUGAACACGGCUCUAGGCUAUAGGAACCCGUCCGUCGGGUCCGGCGAUGGCGUCAUCAUCGGGGUGCUCGACACCGGCGUCUUCCCCAACCACCCCUCGUUCAGCGGCAAAGGGAUGCCGCCGCCGCCCGCCAAGUGGAAGGGCAGGUGCGACUUCAACGCCUCCGCGUGUAACAACAAGCUCAUCGGUGCCCGGAGUUUUAUCAGUGAGGGUAGCUCUUCCGGCGGGCCUCCGACCGACGAGGAAGGGCACGGCACGCACACGUCAAGCACCGCGGCCGGAGCCGUCGUGCCGGGCGCUCAGGUGCUUGGCCAGGCCAAUGGCACCGCGUCCGGGAUGGCGCCCCGUGCGCACCUCGCCAUGUACAAGGUUUGCAGCGAGGACGGAUGCGCCAGCGUGGACAUCCUCGCCGGCAUCGACGCCGCCGUGUCCGACGGCUGCGACGUCAUAUCCAUGUCACUCGGCGGAGAGUCGGUGCCCUUCUACCACGACAGCAUCGCUGUCGGCACGUUCGCCGCGGCGGAGAAGGGCAUCUUCGUCAGUAUGGCGGCCGGCAACUCCGGCCCGAACUACACCACGCUGUCCAAUGAUGCGCCAUGGAUGCUCACCGUCGCCGCGAGCACCAUGGACCGUUUGAUCAGCGCCCAAGUGAUCCUCGGAGAUGGCCUCUCCUUCGACGGCGAGUCGGUCUACCAGCCCGACUCCGUGGAGGCCCCGUUGGUGUACGCCGGCGCGAGCUCAACGCCCUUGGCCCAGUUCUGCGGCAACGGCUCGCUGGACGGCUUCGACGUCAAGAACAAGAUAGUGCUCUGCGAGCGUGGCGGCGAUGUUGGGAGGGUUGACAAGGGCAUCGAGGUGCUAAGAGCCGGAGGCGCCGGCAUGAUUCUCACCAAUGAGUUCAUCGACGGCUACAGCUUGCUCGCCGAUGCGCACGUCCUGCCGGCGUCGCACGUCAGCUACGCCGCCGGAGUGGAGAUCAAGAACUACAUCAAGUCCACGCCCAACUGUACGGCCAAGAUCUCCUUCAGAGGCACGGUCCUCGGCACGUCGCCGGCGCCGGCGAUUACCUCCUUCUCCUCCCGUGGCCCUAGCACCCAGAACAUGGACAUCCUCAAGCCGGACAUCACUGGCCCUGGCGUCAGCGUGCUCGCCGCGUGGCCGUUCAAGGUAGGCCCGCCGACAUGGUUUAACGUGUCAACCGCACCGACCUUCAACAUCAUCUCUGGCACGUCCAUGUCGACGCCGCACCUUGCUGGUAUCGCCGCGCUGAUCAAGAGCAAGCACCCUGACUGGUCGCCGGCCGCGAUCAAGUCCGCCAUCAUGACAACCGCCUACGUCACCGACCGCUCCGGCACGCCAAUCGUCAACCAGCAGCACAAGCCCGCCGACUUCUUCGCCAUGGGCGCCGGCCAUGUCAAUCCGGACAAGGCCGUGGACCCCGGUCUGGUCUACGACACUGCCACCGGCGACUAUAUCGGCUUCCUCUGUGGCAUGUACACGGACCAGCAGGUCUCGGUGAUCGCGCGCCAGUCAGUCAACUGCUCGACCGUCCAGAAGAUCCCACAAAGCAUGCUGAACUACCCGUCGAUCUCGGUGUCGUUCGUGCCGGACUGGUACCCGUUGGCUCCAGUGAUAGUGGAGCGCACGGUGAAGUACGUCGGACAGGCGGAGGCGGCGAUGUACCAGGCCCACGUCGACAUGCCGGCGAGCAGCUUCGUGAACGUCACCGUUACUCCGAGCGUGCUCUGGUUCAGCCACGCGACGCCGGAGCAGAAAUUCACGGUGCUCGUGUUUCCGCUCAAUGCCACCACAACGGCGGUGCAGGGCGCGAUCCGGUGGGUGUCAGAGACCCACACCGUGAGGAGCCCCGUCUCGGCCAUGUUCCCCUCACAGCACUAG
Molecule: messenger RNA, 2232 nt
Organism: Triticum urartu
Lineage: Eukaryota; Viridiplantae; Streptophyta; Magnoliopsida; Poales; Poaceae
Product: subtilisin-like protease
Biological process (GO): proteolysis
Molecular function (GO): serine-type endopeptidase activity
Source: RefSeq, a predicted model, not a curated record